Messenger RNA from Penicillium lagena, 3669 nucleotides. Its product is annotated as glycerophosphocholine phosphodiesterase. Gene Ontology annotation, molecular function: protein binding; glycerophosphocholine phosphodiesterase activity. The record is from RefSeq and is a predicted model, not a curated record. NCBI's taxonomy places the organism in Eukaryota, Fungi, Ascomycota, Eurotiomycetes, Eurotiales, Aspergillaceae. The transcript has 3 exons. The coding region runs from base 1 to 3669 and encodes 1222 amino acids. Gene Ontology annotation, biological process: glycerophospholipid catabolic process.
AUGAAGUUUGGGCGCAAUUUGCCACAGUUCACCGUCCCCGAGUGGAGCGCCUCCUACAUCAAAUACAAGGCGUUGAAGAAGCUCAUCAAGUCGGCGGCUGAAGAAAUAAAGGGAGGACAGGAGCUGGACCUGGCGGGCUUUUUCUAUUCUCUCGACCGAAAUGUCGAGGAUGUCGAUUAUUUCUACAACAAGAAGUACGCAGAAUACGUGCGUCGCCUGAAGCUCCUCGAGGACCGCUACGGUUACUCGAUGGAAGGUCGCCACCGCCUCGAGCCCGAGGACCGUCAUGACCUGCGAGAGGCUCUGCUGGAUCUGCGCUACCACCUCCGUCGCUUGCAGUGGUACGGAGAGGUCAAUCGGCGUGGGUUUGUCAAGAUCACAAAGAAAUUGGACAAGAAGGUCGGUGCCCAGUCCCAGAAACGCUACCUGGAAACCAAGGUCGAUCCGGCUCCGUUCGCAUCCAAUGCGCGCGUGAACAAGGCGCAGGAACGGAUCAAUUCGUGGAUGGCCAUCAUCGCCGACCAGAGCAAGGCCGACGAGAAAUUGGCCGACGACUCCAGCUCCACGCACUCCUCCCUGUCGCUCAAGCGCGGACCCUCCCGACCUUAUCUCAACCUGCCCCCAAGUGUCCUGACGGCUGUGGACGAAGCUCUCCGCAAGGAUGACACCCACGUCUUUCUCGAGCUACUGGAGACGCUCAAGGCUGCUGCGGAUGAGGUUGGUGAUGCAUUCUACCCCAAAGUGGUGAAAACCCUCAUUCAAAGGAGCAUCCUGCACCGCGCGCGGGCCGCUCUGUCUCUGCUUUUGGAGCGCGUCGACACGCUCGAGGAAGAUGACGAGAUUAACCGUCGUAACUGCCUUCAUCGUCUGGUCAUCUCUAUUGGCCGUGAACAGUCAACCAAUGACUCCGAACCACAGGCGUCCAUGGUGCUGGAUUUCCCCCCGGAGACUACGCGCUACAUUACGCCGGCAGCACCACCCACCUUGCAACCACCGCGCUCCGUGGUCAAGGAGAUCCACAUGCCUCAGCAGCUGGGCCGGGAUGACCCGACUGUGUCCUAUCUGCAGUAUCUGUUGGAUGAGCUGCGUCCGCACCAGCGGGCGGCCCUCAUAGCCAAAGAUCUUUCGGGGCGCACCCCACUGCAUUACGCAGCGCAGUAUGGCUUCAAGGUUGUGUGCGAGGUGAUCAUUGAACACUUGAAAGAGUGGGGCAUGUUCGAUGUCAGCGAAGGGAUCGAUGGUCCUCUAUGGCAGGACAAUGAUGGUUGGGCGCCCCUACACCUGAGUGUGGUGGGCGGCCAUCCGAAGACCACCGGCUACCUUUUGGAUGCCGAGAACUGGAAAGACCCUACGCAGGACAAUGGUCAUAUUCGCAAGCAAGUCUCUAAAUCGAAUGCGGUGCUAGCCCUGGCUACAAAGGCCAACUUUGUGGAUAUUGUCCAUCUCCUGGUCAAUGCCGGAGUCGAUAUCAACUAUCAAGAUGAGCAAGGCGAGACGGCAUUGCAUUUUGCCGCUCGCUUUGGACAUGAUGAGUGCGCGCGGAUCCUGCUGGAGGGCACGGAACACCAGAAGGCGGAUACGGAACUGGCGGAGAAUACUUACUCGUGGACACCGCUUUUCAUUGCUUGUGUGGAUGGGUCCUUGAAAGUGGCCGAAUUGCUAGUCGCUGCUGGUGCAGAUUUGGAUCGUUUCGAUGCCUCCGGUUGGACGCCCAAAGAGCAUGCCGCGCUGCGAGGACAUCUAGCCAUUGCACGUUGUCUGGCAGAAGUCAGCCCCGGUGCCCCUAUCCCCGAGCCCGAGUCUACGACAUCCUCCUCUUCUGCAAAUCGCACGCCAUCCCCUGCGGGCUCCUCUCCGCCUGGCUCGUCUCUGACUGAGCGCCGUUCAAACGUCCCCGGACCGACCUCCGGGAGUUCUGGGUUACGCAGUACUGAACCUAUCAAAACUUUUGGACACCGGUAUCUCACCGAUGAGACCAUGAUUCUGGUGAGCCUGGGCACAAUGGACAUGCGCAAGCCGCUGGUGACAGUAAAUCUCGACCGGAUUCCAAUGGAGAAUGCCCAUGCCACGCAGCUGGACACGGCGCUUUCCAUGGUCAUUACCGCCAGCGGUGCCCACGGCGAGCCGGAAGUGAUUGAUUUGCCCGUUCAGGAUAAUAUCUCGACUGAGCCAAUUGUCUUCCACACGACCGACGCGAGCAAGGUUCGCCUUCUUUUCGACCUGGUCCCGACUUAUUCCGGUUCAAAGGACCAGGUUGUUGGCCGAGGCGUCGCGCUGCUUUCCAGCAUCAGACCGACCGUCGGGUCCCAGCGCAUCAACCUCAAGGGUGAUUCCACUGUGCCCAUCAUCGCCGCGAACACCCUCGACGUCAUUGGAUCUGUGACGUUCAACUUUCUCGUCAUCACCCCUUUCACACAUCCCAACAUGUCCAUCACGGGAAACCAGACCUACUGGCGGACGUUGAGCUCGACAAUGGUGAUCGGUCAUCGCGGUCUGGGUAAGAACAUGGCAGGUCGUAAUUCACUGCAACUGGGCGAAAACACCAUACAGUCGUUCAUCGCAGCGGCGAACCUGGGCGCCUCAUAUGUCGAGUUCGACGUCCAGCUCACCAAGGAUCACGUCCCUGUCAUUUACCAUGACUUCCUGGUCAGCGAGACAGGAACAGAUGCACCCGUGCAUACCUUGACCCUAGAACAGUUCCUGGAGCUGGGCAAAGGUCGACGCCGCUAUGUCCUCCCCGACAGCGUCGACAUCCAUCGCUCGGGUACAAGCCCUCGGCCGCGGUCCAUGUCGGUGGGCGGCUUCGAGUACGACCCAGCCGAGCUGACCGAGAAGAUCAAGUACACGCGCGACUUUAAGAAGAAAGGAUUCAAGGGCAACACUCGUGGCGAGCACAUCCAAGCCCCUUUCGCCACCUUGGAGGAAUUGUUCAAGAAAAUCCCCAAAUCCGUUGGGUUUAACAUCGAACUGAAGUACCCCAUGCUCCACGAGAGCGAGGAGGAAGAAAUGGACACUUACGCCGUGGAACUCAACUCCUUUGUGGACACCGUCUUGACCAAGGUCUAUGAUCUCGGCGGCGGCCGAGAUGUGCUGUUCUCCAGCUUCAACCCAGACAUCUGUCUCCUGUGUGCUUUCAAGCAGCCCUCCAUCCCGGUGCUGUUUCUGACCGAUGCUGGCGCCUCGCCUGUUGGUGAUAUCCGCGCUAGCAGUCUGCAGGAAGCCAUUCGGUUCGCGUCGCGAUGGAACCUGCUCGGUAUUGUCUCGCAGGCUGAGCCGCUCGUGCUCGCUCCGCGCCUUGUUCGCAUCGUCAAGGAGUCCGGACUUGUCUGUGUCUCGUACGGUGUCUUGAACAACGAUGCCGUCAACGUUGACGUAAGUUCAUUCCUCUCAUUCCUCACUCUUUCACCAUCUGACUUUCCCUCUCCUCUGCAGUACCAAGUCGCCCAGGGUAUCGACGCCGUGAUCGUCGACUCCGUUCUGGGUAUAACCAACGGCCUGAUCCAGCGCCAGAACCGCGGCGAGCGCACCCCAGGCCCAUCGCCCAAUCCCCACCCCAUCAGCGAUCGCGCUGCCAGCUCCCUCGCCGACGCGAUGAAGGAGACGUCCCUGAACCAGGCAGACAAGAAAAGUCUCCUUCGUACAGACGCGGAGCCACCUGCUGUUGUCUAG